Messenger RNA from Suillus clintonianus, 2103 nucleotides. RefSeq names its product P-loop containing nucleoside triphosphate hydrolase protein. The transcript is spliced from 5 exons. NCBI's taxonomy places the organism in Eukaryota, Fungi, Basidiomycota, Agaricomycetes, Boletales, Suillaceae. Gene Ontology annotation, molecular function: ATP hydrolysis activity; ATP binding. The record is from RefSeq and is a predicted model, not a curated record. The coding region runs from base 134 to 2059 and encodes 641 amino acids. Gene Ontology annotation, biological process: cell surface receptor signaling pathway.
GCGAUGCUUCCGCCUUUGAGGCGAUGCUGUGCCAUCUAAAUAAGAUCAUGGCCGAUAACAGUAACUGUGUUCCCCCCAGCUGGUAUCGAUAGGCUCCCAGAUCGACUUAGUUUGACCUUCCUGUCCCAAAGAUAUGGCCUUGUCAUUGAAGACAUCUGCUCACAACAACGUCGACAAUGAUAAACGCGUGGCGCUGCUGAGUGGGACGAUAGCAGUGAUCGAUACAGCAAAGGCUGCUGUGCCUAGCGUCCUCGUACAAAGCAUUCUUUCUACAGUAUCGAACAUCUUAGCCAUCGCAAAAAAUACCCUGCAGAACGAAGACGAUUUCCGUGGAUUGAUCGAACAGUGCCAAGUGAUUUGUGAUGUCGUCGCAAAGGCUACCGAAGGCCAGACCGAUGGCGAUUUGAACAGUGAGCUCAGCGAUAUCAUUAUCAGUCUCAAAAGCUUUGUCCAAAGCAUUUACGAGACAGUCGUGUCUGCGAAUGAGCGCAGCGUUACCAAGAGAGCCCUUUUCGCCCUGUCCGACAAGGACAAAAUCGCAUCUUGGGUGCGGGAACUGGAUAGGCGCGUGUUACUCAAUAACAUGCACCUGAGCAUGAUCACCCAGCGCAGGAUAGAUCAACUGAGCAGACAGAUCAAUAGACCGAGUGUGCCCACCGCAGAUGAAGGCUGGCGCAUCGUCCUCCCGAGUAUCCCUUCCCCAUUCCUUGGUAGAGAUCAUCUCAUUCCCCAUAUUACGGAAUUACUUCUCAACCGACGUCAUGUCACGCUUUAUGGUCCAGGAGGUAUCGGCAAGACCUCCCUCGCAAAAGCUGUCAUCCAUGACUCAAUCAUAGCUGAGAGGUUUCAAGGCCGUCGUUACUUUGUAUCUUUCGAUGAGCUAGGAGGCUCUCAGAUAUCCACAGGAACAGUCAAGGAGCGGAUUUGCAGAGCCGCCGGGUUGGAUGGGCGCCUUGGUGAACGGUGGGAAGAAGUUAUGGCAUUUCUGGCAGGCGCAGACACAGUCCUGGUCAUCGACCAUGCAGACGCUCUUACUGCAGCUCGCAACGCAGACUCCGUGGCCCGUCUCAUUGAUGACCUCGCAUCAUCAGCCUCUGUGGUCCUCUUGCUGACGACCCGAAGCAAACACCCCUUCGCACCUUACCUUAUCACUCAAGUUGUGAGCGUUCCCACGCUAGAACGCAAGAACGCGAGGAAGGCCUUCGAGAGCAUAUGCCCGCAGCACAUUCCUACGGAAAUAAUCGAUGAAUUACUGGAUGGUGUGGAUAACCAUCCGUUAUCGGUCAAUAUCCUCGCUCGUCGGGCGGCGCAGCAUGAAUGGUCAGGGGCGGAACUACUUUCGGCAUGGAGGACACAACGAGCAGUACUAUUGGAGAAUGGUGAAGGAAAAUCACACAGCCUGCGUGCUACAGUCGAACUCUCUUUGAAUGCUCCGCCGGUGAUCGGCCUUGGCGAUGAUGCUCGAAAGCUUCUCGGUAUCAUCGCCUUUUUCCCGCAGGGCCUUGACGCUAUGAGGGUGAAAGCCCUUUGUCCUUCUGCGACUACGAUCGUGGACACGCUUUCUAUUCAUUCAAUGAUCCACCGCGAGGAUAAUCGUUUCACCAUGUUGGCGCCCAUGCGACUGUACUUGGGCCAGAAGACGCCAAACCCUGAUUCAAGUUUUCUGAACACGAUCAGGAAUAUGUACUACAAAGAGCUCUCCGGUAAUGUCGAACGACAUCAAGCUCUUAUCGAGGCUGAAGACGUCAACGUUGAACGCCUCAUUGCGUUCGACUUCAGCAAGGUCAUCAAUUUGGACGAUAGCUGUCGUGCUUGUGCAUCAUUCCUAGACAACCUCGCUAUCUAUAAACCUCGGGCGACCAUUCUAACUACAAUGUUUCAAGAACUUCCGGUGAAGUCCUCGGGAAUCCUUGCCAAAGUCACUAGUCGGCAUGCCACGACGAAGGCAAUUUCACUUCGCAACAAGACCCUGCUUGUGAAGUCCGCUGGAACUCUCGCGUCAUCUUUAAGACGCAGCACAUUGACGUCUACCUUUCUCAGAACACUUUUCGUUCGGUAACAAUUCAUUUCUCCUGAUCCUCUCUCUUAUUAAUAUAUACCAUC